AUGCCGCUUACUGGCGCGGAGAAAACUAGAAGAUACAGAGAAAAAUUAAAAAAUGAACGCCCGGAUGAAUAUGCUGCUCAAUGCAAAAGAAACUUAGAUCGACUGAAAUCGAAAAAAAAAAAAAAUACAGAGAUGUCAUCAGAAGAAGCCGAGUUGCAAAGAAAAAAAUGGCGUGAAGAAAAAAGAAAACAUUGUGCUAAGAUAAAAAAGAUAAAAAGUAUAACCAAAUGUACAAAUGAGCCAGAAAACCCCAUUGAUGGUUCAGAUUUAAUAACUUUAAACAGAUUCCGGCGAAAGUGUCGAUUUUUACUAAAAAAGUGCCGAUAUCUCCAACAAUGUACAGAUAAACUGAAAACACAAAAAGAAAAAUACAAGAAACGUCUGUAUCGCCUUAAAAUUAAAGAUAUGAAGGAAAUUAAUGACUUGAAUCUAACAAUUACUAAAAUGCGUGCUAGAGAAGAAGUGUUAGAAUCGACAUUGCAAAAAACAUAUCGAGGUACUAAAUCUCAAAAUGAUAAAAAGAUUCUUAAAAAAAUAGUAGACAAUUCAACAAACAAAACGGUCGUUACUAAAAUGCUGGGAUUGAUUGGCAAAGCAAGGGUACAAAAAAGGAAAAGAAAUCAAAUAAAUGUUUAUGAAAUAACACAAUUUUAUCUACGAGAUGACGUGAGUCGGAUUACAUCAGGGAGAAAAGAAACAAGGACACAACACAAAGAGAAAAAGCAGAUAAGGUACCUGAUGGAUACGCUGGUCGAAAGCUACAAAAAAUAUAAAGAUGGCGGUGGGCGAUAUGGCUUAACGUCUUUCUUCAAUCAUAAACCAUUUUAUGUGUUAUCACCUCACCUUAAUGCAAGAGACACAUGUCUUUGCAUCAAACAUAGUAACCUAGAAUUUCUACAUUCUGCUAUAAGACGAUGUGGAGCGCUGAAGAUGGGAAUGAGACAGGUUUUGAGUAACGUAGCUUGUGACACAAAAAGCUAUACUUGUAUGUAUGACAAAUGUGAAUCAUGCAAAGAUAAAAAACUGAAUUUCGAGAGUUCUGAAAACAGUAAAACGGACGAUUCUAAUAUUGUAUCCUGGCUUCGUUGGGAACGUCAAGAUCACACCUAUUCAAAAAAAGAAGGAAUUGAAACCAAACAAAUUAAAACAAAAAGGACUAAAAAGAUAACUAAAUCAGGGACAUUAGAGGAUCUGAAAAAAUUUUUUAAUGAAGAACUGCAUAAUUUCAAAAAACAUUACUAUAACAUGCAACAACAGCAAAGCCAAUAUCGGAAAGCCAUUUCACAAUUAAAAGACAACGAAGUAGUUUUGGUCUGUGAUUUCUCCGAAAGUUAUGAAGCUAAGUUAGCCAGUGAAAUACAAGCUAUGCACUUCGGGGCGUCAAAACACCAGAUAACUUUGCAUACUGGCAUGGUAUAUUGGCAUAACAAAUCACAAUCAUUUUGUACCCUUGCUGAAAGUAAUAAUCAUCAACCUCCAGCAAUCUGGGCUCAUUUGACUCCAAUCAUUCAAUUAAUUAAAGAAGAAACUCCAAAUCUAGAUGUCAUACAUUUUUUUACUGAUGGACCGUCUUCUCAAUACAGACAAAAGAAUAACUUUUUUUUGUUUGCCUACUUUGCUAAAAAACUGCAACUCAAUUUUGCUACUUGGUCUUUUUUUGAGUCAGGCCAUGGUAAAAGUGUGGCUGACGGAAUCGGGGGCAGCGUCAAGCGCACUUUGGACAGAAAGGUUUGCCAAGGAGUUGACGUCACUGAUGCCAAGGAUGCCUAUGAUAUUUUGAAACAAUGCCUCAAGGUCACGAAGGUUUUUCUAGUUCCAGACAGUGCCAUAACUGCCAUAACUCAUAUUUUGCCUAGAAAUAUACAACCAUUAAAAGGAACCCUGCAAGUACAUCAAAUUAUGACCCACGAUGAAAAUAUUAUAAAAUUCAGAGAUGUCAGCUGCUUUUGUGAACCUCUUCGAGGACGCUGCGCCUGCUUUCAGCCGCAAAUCCACUCAGUCGUUUCCAAAACUAACAGAGGUGGUGACAGAAUCCAGCGAGUACAAUCUUUGGCAAAACCACCUGAACUAGCACAACCCGAAUGCCAAGUAUUUGAUGACAUUUCAUUACAGCAUGUCAACAAUCAAAUUAAACAUAAAGGAAUCAUAGACUCAUUAGAAGGUGGCUCGCUGGACUCGGCUUUGCCAGAUUUAGUAGGGACAUUUGAUAUUUCAGAUAUGGAAUCUCUGAAAAGUCUUGAUGUUAAUAUAAACAAUUCAGAAGGACCUGUAGAGCUUAUGGAUAUUAAUGUUAUGCCAAUUAUUUUUGCACCGGUACCCAAGAGCACAGUCAGACAAACACCUGGAAAAGAAAAUAAAACCAUAAAAAAGACUUUUACUAUAUGCCAAAAAUGUAAAGCUUCGGUUGUAGGUCGGAAAGCAAAUUGCAUGUCAUGUAAGAAAAAUUACUGUGAGGAAUGCACCGCCGGUCCUCAAAAAUGGGAUUAUCUUUGUGACAUAUGCUUGGAAGGAGGUAGUCUAGCUGGUGUAAUUCUAUACGUAAUUAUUUUUAUAGUUCUUGUUUAUGUACUAAAUUAA
This is a messenger RNA of Diatraea saccharalis (sugarcane borer), 2577 nucleotides long. Lineage: Eukaryota; Metazoa; Arthropoda; Insecta; Lepidoptera; Crambidae. The record is from the annotation of a GenBank genome assembly.